This is a messenger RNA of Sycon ciliatum, 972 nucleotides long. RefSeq lists its product as uncharacterized. The transcript has a single exon. NCBI's taxonomy places the organism in Eukaryota, Metazoa, Porifera, Calcarea, Leucosolenida, Sycettidae. The coding region runs from base 1 to 972 and encodes 323 amino acids. The record is from RefSeq and is a predicted model, not a curated record. Gene Ontology annotation, molecular function: GTP binding.
AUGGACAACUUCGACGACUACAGACCGUGUCCGGAUGGAAGGGAAAUUGAUCGCACGAUUGUCCUAAUGGGUCGGACAGGCAAGGGCAAGUCCACUCUGGCAAACGUCAUUGCCGGUCGAUACAAGGGUGACUUGUUCCCGGAGUCCAGCUCUCCGACCAGCAAGACCGAGGGCUUACCGACGCACACCGUCCUUGUGCCGUACGCAGGCCGCGAGUACGCAGUGAAGAUCAUCGACACCAUCGGAUUCUGCGACAACCGCUUCACGGAGGAGCAGGUGCUACUGGAGCUUGCGCAUCUGGCACACAAGUGCAGCGGCGGGAUCAACCAGAUUAUCUUCGUCACCAACGGCCGAUUCACCCAGGAAGAGCGACAGGCCUCCGAUUCUGUCAUUGACGUGAUCUUUCAGCCGCAAGUGGCGCCCUUUUGCACCCUGGUUCGCACGCGAACGCCGGGCGGGGAGCUGCGAGAAGACGUCAUCUCGGCCAAGACACAGGCCUACAAGGAGGAGUCGGUCGCUCUGCACCCCAGCCUGGGGCGCAUCAACACUUUCCUCAUGGUCAGCAACCCAGACGACGGAGAUGACCACAGUUACAAGGUACGCAGCAGAACUCGAAAGCGUAUGGUCGAGCAUAUCAUUUUGCAUUACCAGGCUGUUUACGUUCCACCUCUGUUUGCCGAAGUCAAGGGCCGGAUCGAUGGCCAUAUUCAGGAGAAGACCGCGACCGAGCGCAAACUCCAGCAGCUAGAGGAGGACCUGGCGGCGGCGCGCAUCAGCAAGGAGGAUUACGAAAAGCAGAACGCUGCGGAGUUGGCAGAGCUCAAGCGCAUCAAUGGCGAGCUGACUUCAAAGGUCAAGAAGGAAAUGCCGUGGUGGAAAACAGCCUUGAACAUGUUCACACAAGUAGCUAGCUCAGUUUUAUUUGGACCAGUAGGAGGCAAAGCAAUUAGCUCCGCGCUUUUUCCUGCGUAA